UUAGGAGGCACACACCGACCAACCAGUUGUUCCAGGGAGCACAGACUGAUAUAAAAGCACGUCCCUGCGUCAUUCUGGCGUGUCCGUCUAUCCUCAGCUCGUUGAGGGGAAAAAAAAAGAAAAAUUCCCUCAUUAUACCCGUUACUAUUUAGGAACAAACAGUAGUCUGUGGCUGAAGGUGAAACAGUAAGAUGAUUCCUUUCCGUGUGGUUUUGCCGCUGCUGCUGGCAGUGUGCUCCUAUCAGUGCAGACGUGUGAAUGGCUCAAGAGCAUCUUGUGAGGUGUCACAGUUUCAGUGUAAAAAUGGCCGCUGUAUUCCCUCUGUAUGGAAAUGUGAUGGUGAUGAUGAUUGUUCUGAUGGAAGUGAUGAAAGUUCCUGUGCUAAGAAGACCUGUGGUGGAUCUGACUUUGUGUGCCAUGAUGGACAUUGUGUGCCUAGUAGGUGGCAGUGUGAUGGUGAUGCUGAUUGUGAAGAUGGAUCAGAUGAAAGCCCAGAAGUCUGUUACAUGAGAACUUGUCGUGUCAAUGAAGUCAACUGUAGCCCUGGAUCUACUCAAUGCAUUCCUAUGCCCUGGAGAUGUGAUGGUGAAAGAGAUUGUGAUGAUGGUGGAGAUGAGGCAAAUUGUGGUGCCCUCACUUGCAGUACACUAGAAUUUACAUGUGCCAGUGGCAGAUGCAUUUCAAAGACAUUUGUCUGCAAUGGUGAAGAUGACUGCGGUGAUGGAAGUGAUGAAAAUGGCUGUCCACCACCAACCUGUGGCCCACAUGAAUUUCAGUGUAAUAGUUCUGAAUGUAUUCCUCUGCAAUGGGUGUGUGACAGUGAUGUCGACUGCACUGAUCACUCAGAUGAGUCUCCAGAACAUUGUGGGCGCACCCUUCCUCCCCUCAUAGAGUGCUCUGCUGGUGAGAUCCGAUGUGAUUCAGGUGAAUGCAUCCACCGCAGAUGGUACUGUGAUGGAGAUCCUGACUGCAAAGAUGAAAGUGAUGAAGUAAAUUGCCCUCCUCAAACUUGUAGACCAGAUAACUUCAGAUGUGGUGAUGGUGACUGCAUCCACGGAAGCAGGCAAUGUAAUGGAUUCAGAGACUGUUCUGAUGGCACUGAUGAGCUCAACUGUAGGAACAUUUCAGAGUGUACUGGUCCAACUAACUUCAGGUGUCAUAGUGGAGAAUGUAUUGACAUGACUCAAGUAUGUAAUCAGCAGCAGGAUUGCAGGGAUUGGAGUGAUGAACCCCUCAAAGAAUGCAAUUUGAAUGAAUGCUUGGGGAACAAUGGAGAAUGUUCUCAUAUCUGCAGAGAUCUUGUCAUUGGUUAUGAAUGUGAUUGCCCUGCUGGCUUCCAGCUGGUUGACAGAAAAACAUGUGGAGAUGUUGAUGAAUGCCAAAAUCCUGGGGUGUGCAGUCAAAUUUGCAUUAACUUGAAAGGAGGCUAUAAGUGUGAAUGUUAUGAACGAUAUCAAAUGGAUCCAGCUAAUGGAGUGUGCAAGGCAGUAGGUAAAGAACCCUAUUUAAUGUUCACAAAUCGUCGUGACAUCAGGAAAAUAGGACUAGAGCAUAAGGAGUAUACUGAAGUAGUUGAGCAGCUAAGAAAUACUGUAGCACUGGAUGCUGACAUUGCAGCACAAAGACUCUUCUGGGCUGACUUAGGACAACGGGCAAUUUUCAGCACUUCUCUGGACCAAAGGAGUUCAGCUGGCCAUUCUAGAAUUGUUAGUGAUGUACAAAUCCCUGUGGGGAUUGCUGUUGACUGGAUUUACAAGAACAUCUACUGGACUGAUCUGGGUUUUAAAACUCUAUCUGUGGCUACCUUUGAUGGAACCAAAAAGAAGACUCUCUUUGACACUGAUCUAAGGGAACCAGCUUCUGUAGCUGUUGACCCACUAACUGGAUUUGUUUACUGGUCAGAUUGGGGUGAACCAGCAAAGAUAGAAAAAGCAGGAAUGAAUGGUGUUGAUCGACAGCUGCUUGUUACCAGAAAUAUUCAAUGGCCAAAUGGAAUUUCACUUGAUCUUGUGAAAAGCCGCCUCUAUUGGGUUGACUCAAAAAUGCACACAUUGUCCAGUGUGAACUUAAGUGGACAAGAUAGAAGGAGGGUGCUUUUGUCACAAGACUUCCUUGCUCAUCCUUUCGCAGUUACUGUAUUUGAAGACUGUGUAUUCUGGACUGAUGGAGAAAAUGAAGCUAUUUAUGGAGCCAACAAGUUCACAGGAUUAGAUGUAGUUGUCCUUGCUUCUAAUCUUAAUGAACCUCAAGAUAUUAUAGUUUAUCAUGAACUCAUACAGCCAUCAGGCAAAGACUGGUGCAAUGAGAGACUGAAGAAUGGAGGCUGUGAACACAUGUGUCUACCUGCUCCUCAAAUUAACAGCCAUUCACCAAAGUACACCUGUGUAUGCCCAUCUGGAAUGGAGCUAGCACAAGAUGGUCAAAAAUGUAUAAUGGGAACUGGAAGCACUGGACAUGCUCACCUUCUGCCUUCAACAAGGCCCCAUAUAACAUCAACUAGCAUGCCUGGCUCCAUAGGUGUAAAUUCAAGUAUUCCACUUCAAGUGAGCCAGUUUGGGAAAGGAUCAGCAGCUGUCUGGAUUAUCCUUCCUGUUUUGCUUCUGGCAAUAGCCGGUGUGGCUGGUUACAUUGCAUGGCGCAACUGGCAAAGCAAGAAUACAAAAAGUAUGAAUUUUGAUAAUCCUGUCUACUUGAAAACUACUGAGGACGAUUUGAAUAUUGAUCUCAGCGGACAAAGUCAAGCAGUUGGUCAUGCCUGCCCUGCAAUCUCUAUUGUCAACACAGAAGAUGAUUCAGCUUGAUGUUUCUCCUGGAUGGAUUCUUUUAAUCAACCCAGAGUUUGAUAUUCAGCGCAGUGACAUCACCAAGGCACAAGAGCAUGUAGUGUGGUUUGUAGACAGUUUCUACUACAUGUGUAUAUUUAUUUAAAGGAGUAAAAUGUCACUGGUGUCAUUCCUCAAUCUUGCAGUAUUGAAAUUAACUUUACAAACACUUCACCUUUGUGUGGUGAAAUGCAGUCUAAAGAUGCUGUUACUUGUAUAAACUUGUAAAUAAGUCUUGAGCAUUUUGAAUACUCUGUAAAUAACAUUUUUGCAAUGGUUGGGGUAAAGGGACAACUGAUGCCAAACUGCCAAGGGUUUGUAAGAAUUUUUAUAUGACAAAUAUAAAUUUGUCUAACUUAAUUGCCAUGAUUUGAAAAACAAUGCUGUCAAAUGAAAUUAAAUGUGUAAUUUCA
Carcharodon carcharias (great white shark) is the source of this 3235-nucleotide messenger RNA. RefSeq names its product very low density lipoprotein receptor (gene vldlr). The coding region runs from base 192 to 2801 and encodes 869 amino acids. The record is from RefSeq and is a predicted model, not a curated record. Lineage: Eukaryota; Metazoa; Chordata; Chondrichthyes; Lamniformes; Lamnidae. Gene Ontology annotation, molecular function: calcium ion binding; protein binding. The transcript has 19 exons.